This is a messenger RNA of Paramecium sonneborni, 369 nucleotides long. NCBI's taxonomy places the organism in Eukaryota, Ciliophora, Oligohymenophorea, Peniculida, Parameciidae. The record is from the annotation of a GenBank genome assembly.
GAAAUUUAAUAUAUGAAAUAGACACCACUUAAAAAUAAAAAUGCACAACCUGCUAAAAUCUCUUAAAAAUUAAGGCUCAAAAAAAAACAAAAUAGAUAAACAUUUAUGAGCCACAUUCAUAAAGUCCUAUAAACUAUUCAUCCUUAACUCUCUAUUUCCAAAAAUGCUUUGGAAGUUGUAAAUUAAAUUAUUUUUGAUAUUUUCGAAAAGAUUAUGUAGGAAGUCAGCAUCUUAAUUAAAUUAAAUAACAUCAAAACUCUUCGUGCAAGAGAAAUUCUCACAGCAGUUAGAUUAUUAUUUUCAGGAGAUUUGGCGAGGCAUGCCGUCAGUGAAGGUGUAUUAGCAGUUUAAAGAUAUAGAUACUAUUGA